UACAUUCCGCUUUUUGCUGUUGAAUUAUUUUUUGCGUUAAAAGAAAUUAGGGUCACCGAAUCAGUUUUUGAGAUAUUAGCUUCGUGGAUAAGGAAUUUUUCGCGUGCGUUCUACUCGCAAAUUGAAAUCUCGACUUUGCAAGAUCGCCCCUUGCGCACGCGUGAAGGCGGUCUGCUGAUCAGUUAUUCCCGCAAUUCCACGCGAAUAGCGUUCUUUUUCACUGUUGUCGUUAAGAAGAAGAGCACCAUAAAUACCCGAAGGUGAGACUGGCCAAGUAGAAAGAACGAAGAAAACGUGAAGACUAGACGUUUCCCUGUUGUUUUUAGAUUGAUAGCCGGCGUUAUCGAUCACAACAUCAACAUCCGUUUCCAGUGGAAACUUGUCGGCCUAUGACGUCAUUAGCAGCAAAGCGCGCGAAAUUGUAGGCGACGAUAUUGUUACCAUUGGAAACGAGGAAAGUUGCCCGUGGCAACUCUGUAAUUUUAUAAUUUAAGGUCAAAACGUUGUUACCAAAGCUCUGUUGCGUCUUACUCAACUGAUAAUCGUAGUAAGCAUACAACAAAGUUAAAGUCGUUAAAAAUAUUCCUGACAUUUUGUGUAGCUUUUUUUUGGCUAACUAUUAAUACGUUCGCCCUUGUCGAAAUUUUCAUGUUUUUUCAUGCAUUAGUUUCAUCAGUGUUGUCGUUUAAGAGGAGCAUGACAUAUAUAUUUCCGGCUUCCCUCGUUAUUAAUAAGUACUGACUUUAACGACAAAGAAAGCGUAAUUAAAAGACCCCGGUAGCAGUUGAUUUUGAGCCCGCAAGAUGCAGAUCAGGCAUUCAGGCCACAUACUUCCAAUUCGUCACGCUAUCUUCGGGAGAUGGGGCAUUAAUUUCGUCUAAUUUUCGAGAGUUCGUCUACCAGUUCAGUCUCCUCUAGCUACAAAGCAAGAAAACUCGACUGAACUUAGGUAUUUAAGCUUUGAUUCCAAUUCGUCGAGUUAUGUUCGGGAUAUCAGGUAUUAUUUUCGUCAAACGUCCGAGAGUGCCCCGGUUACAAACUGGUACGAUUUCAAACUUGCAUCGAUCUCAUUCUCCUUUCGCUUUCAGAUGUCUUGGUGGAUACAAUACAGUGCUGACCGACAUUCACGUUUCGCCUCAUCCUCUGAUCAAGUUCCCCAGCGUUUCUUAAUUGUUUAAACGCCAUUUGUCUCCCAAAGGUAACAUCGCCUAGUCACUAGCUACAUCAGUUAACUGCGCGACAAACCCACUGAAGACUAUUACACCAUUCCCAACAUUUUGCCAUGAAAAAUAAUCUGAUUAAAAAGAUAUCAGAAAGCCUUUUAAGUUUAUAAGGUCAAGGAAUCCUGAUCACAAUUCUCAGAAAUCUUGCCCAUCCUGUGGUUAUUUUUGCAAGUCGCGUGAUAUGAAAACGCCUCUAAUGCCGCUCUGUGAUUGGUCAAUAUCACAAAACUAGGUCACUGUCUUCUUUCAACCUUUCAAUCAUUUAGCGACCUGACACAACAUGAUUUGAUAACGUCAAGCUAACUCAUCACAAUUCACAAUUCUUAGAAAUCGUACACGUCAAACAUGUCUAUGAACAACGCUCUAUGAUUGGUUAAUAUUAUUAGACGCUCGAUCACAAGACUUCAUUGUUGAAGGCGUCUACAACUGCAAACCCUCCCUGCUUUCCGCCCUUCAAUAAUCAUGGAUAUAAAAACCUUGCUAAACAAUCUUCAUGAAGAAGUAUCCUGUUCUGUGUGCAUGAUCACAUUCACAGAUCCAAAAAUGCUGCCAUGUUUACACAGUUUUUGCCUUCACUGCUUGGAAGGAAUUCUACGAACGAGUGGCCGCCAUGAUAUCAUUACAUGCCCGGAAUGUAGAAGAGAGAGUAGAGUCCCCGGCAGUGGAAACUUGAAGGAUCUGCCGACCAACUUUCGCAUUAACAGUUUGCUAGAUGUGUUGGCCAUCCAAGCGUGUAGCACUACAGGCGUCAAAUGUGGAAACUGUGACAAAAAAAGCUCCCAGAGUUUGUACUGCUUCCAGUGUUGUGCAUUCUGGUGUGACGACUGUAUCACUGGACACAACAUAAUCCGAGCUAAUAAAGACCACCGAGUGUUGGCUCUUAAAGACUUCCAAGAUCAAGACAUCGAGGACGUGUUAAAGCGACCAGCAUUUUGCGGAAAGCCAGGGCAUGAAAAGAAAGAACUGGAGUUUUUUUGUAAGACCUGUGAAGAACCCGUUUGCUAUUCUUGUGCAGCAACCAUUCACGGCGACGGCCACAUCAAAAUACUUUUGGAAGAAGCGGCGAAUGAAAGUAAAGCAGAAGCGAAGACUGUGAUCGAAUCCCAAAAGGAAAUGGCACAAAAGAUGAGAAAUAAAAUCUUCCAAAUUGACCAGAAUUGUGCAAAAAUUCGAGGAGAAGUCGCCAAUGCGAAAAGAAGAGUGCAGCAGUUUGCUGAUAACAUAUUUGCUGUUAUCGAAACGAAGAAACAGGAGAUCAUUCAUGAAGUUGAAAAUCAAGGACAACAAUCACUCCAGCGACUGGAAAUACAGAGGAAUGAGAUUGAACACCAAGCUCAAAAGAUUGAAACAGGAAUUGAAAAUACUGAAACACUUCUAAAGCGAAGCACAAACCUCGAGAUAGCACAGUUAGAUAAGACAUUGAAAACAAUCUUUCAGGAAGGAGUCAGGCUUGAAGGAGGACAAGUCGACUGUGACCUUGAAGGUCUUCGUCAAUUUAUUUUCGUGGAAAACGAAACAUUACUAGAGAAAGCAAUCACUGAAGGAAUCGGCUCAUUCAAAACCUUC
Orbicella faveolata is the source of this 2789-nucleotide messenger RNA. RefSeq names its product E3 ubiquitin-protein ligase TRIM56-like. The record is from RefSeq and is a predicted model, not a curated record. NCBI's taxonomy places the organism in Eukaryota, Metazoa, Cnidaria, Anthozoa, Scleractinia, Merulinidae.